AUGGGCGAAAUCACUCUGGAUGGGGCCAUUGCGCUUUUGGCUUCAGAGAAGCUAAGAGAGCGUUCAGAUGGGCUUGCUGACCUAAAGCAUAUACUCCAGAAGAAUAGAAGAAAUUCAAAACUAAACUCGCAGAAUGACAAAGCUUGCCACAAGAUCUUUGAGUCUCUGUUUCGGUUUGUAUCAGUCGAGAAAUCUCUAUACAGUCGAUCGAACUCCAAGAGAGCCUCGGCUGCUCGUUUGUCUACAUGUGCAUCUGUCCUUCGAACAGCUGUUGAUGUUUUCUUGCGCAACCUGCGCACAAGAUCAGUUCGUGCACUAGUCGAUCACAUCACCGAUACCCUUCUAGCCCCCGGAAGUGAAACUCUUUUUGGGCUUCUGGGUGUGGACUAUGCAAAAUGUUUGGUCGCCCUCCUGCGUUAUCCUCCUCAUCUCGAACAUCUCGCAUCGGGCGAAUGGGAGAAAGUAAUGGUUUUCUGCCUGAAGUGCAUCAAUGUCCAGAAUGAUGAAAUUAGUCCAACGAGUUCUCGGAAUGGACAUGCGUCCUUUUUGGACGAGUAUCUUUCUACUGGAGGCCGGAGCUCAACACCUCUCAGAAUAACACCGAUUCCUACUUCCAGUGAAAAGUCUAAAGGUGACGCUACUGCUGCCACAGAAGCUGCUGUAUGUAUCCAGUUGCUGACCGGAAGCCCGAAUGCUCCUAUUCAGGAAGCUGCUGAGCGUGUACUUGUUGGAUUGGCUAAGUUCGUGGGCUCAUCAACUAUCGCUGGGAGUGGACACCAAGCUGCGUUUGCUAGCGUAAACACAGUUAUCAUGAAAGUUCUAUUUGACCAGUCUGAACUUGCGAGAACGUCGCUGCUAGAUUUAAUACCAGUAAUUCGACGUUUGUGGACCACCAAACUCAUGGGGCUGAAGGAUGAAAUACUCGUCACUGCCAUGCUUUGUGUGGUUGUCUUAACUGAUGCGGCUCGAAGAGAGCCGUCAGAGUUGAUUGCACGUCUGAUUGAAGACCUUCUGGACACACUGCACACUGAGUAUCUCAAACGACCCGAGAAGGAGAUCUUACAGUUGGAUGAAUUGACUUUUAACAGCGGCGAUUCAGAACAGCAGCAGGAAUACUCAGCAUGGCCUCGCUUUGAGAGUGCUAGAUCUGAGCACAAUUGGACUACGUUGUGGCUCAUAGCAAGGUUAUUCGAGUUGUCAGACUAUAUAUGCGGGAAAUUAUCACCGCAUCCUGCGUCUGGAGAGACGGCGAAUAAGAGGCAGCGCCUUGCUUCUCAAAUAGACGACAUAUUUCGUGAUUCAGCGACAUCCUCUGGACCACGCAGGGUUUGCGCUUUGCAGCUGAUACCGUUCCUUCCCAAAAGUUAUGCAAAUGUUGAGUCGAAGCUCUCCCUGCUUGAGAGGCUGCUUCCGAAUGUACUGGAUGAUAAUAGCACGGUUUCUUGUUGGACAAUGGUUGCGAUUGCAAGCAUCGCUAGUAGUCCCAAUGCAGACUCACAUUCUCUGAAAGAUUGCUGGCAGCGCGCUUGGGAGUUGGCUUCCCGGACCUCUACUUCUCAAACGACGGCCAGAGCUGCUUGCAAUUUGUUGAAUCAUAUACUCCAGCGUGAUCUCUUAGACUAUCCAGUAGUUGCGCAAGCAACAAGUUCCAUGCUGGCAUCCGUCAAUAUGAACGGCCCCUCUGUUAUCUCGGAUUCGUGCUUGGCUUUUUGGGCUACAAUCCUACGCAUGACGGCGCAAAUAAACCCGGGCUUAGUACCGGAUGCCUCUCAAAAGAUUUGUUCCUGGCUGAGGGAAAUUUGGAGUAUCGGAUCGGUGACCGAUCGAUUACAGAUAGCACAAGUUGCUAUGUUCGCUCGUCCUUUGGACCUUCUGAACAUGUUGUUAGCUUGCACCAACAGACGCUUUGUAUUGCCCAAACUUCGUUUCAUAGGACCUACAGGUCUCAUAGCGAGAGGAUGGCACUUUUAUCAUAAGAACCAACGGCUCCUCAACUAUCUCUUUGACCUCCAGGACAUGUUAAAUCCGAGCAAAUAUUGGGACCCUGAAGGGCUUUUGUGUUUAGAAGAGUUUGGCCGACUUGACUCCAACGACCAUGUUGUGCUCGAUCUGUUGCAACUCAAAGUUGAGGGUUUUCUGCAGGCCUGGGAUGCAUUGUCUGAAGACAAAUCACACCAUAUAACUGUGGACAUGGUGCAAAUAGUCGCAUGCUCCUGUGUCACUAUUGCAUUGUACACGGCAUGCCUACCACAGCAAGCUACAAACCGUGUGUCUAGUAUACAGGAGAGCAACCAACGUCUCUGGAAACGGCUGUGCUCCUUCCUAGCUUCCCAGGAACCCGUCUUUACUCACGCAUGCUUGACGAUUCUAACUCCUCUUCUUGCCCCGGAACCAUUCUUUUCCCACUCUAAUACAGCUGUCAUUGUUGCUGUGUCUAGCCUAGUUCUUCCCCUUGCCAAUAUCCUGGAGGGUCAUCGAGAAAGGCAGAAACAGAUGUUAUGCUCUGACUGCGAAGAAGAUAUGGAUUUGGAUGAUCCAUUGCUCACAUCCCAUAAUCAAUCGGCAGAGCUCAAUUCCAUCUUCGGCAACAAUCGAGAUGCGUCACCGGUGCUUCAUGACUCUGCAACAUUACAGCGUUGUAUCACUAUCCAACUAUCAAUCUUCCAGAGGAUACAUGUUUCCGUCACUUCACAGCAUUCGGCCGAUGACGAUCUGCUCGAAUAUCUGACUGACUUCGAUGAAAUGGAUAUUCUAUCAGCGAGGGAAUUCUUACCGCAUGUGUAUCGUGCAUGUGCUGGAAUGCAACGUCAUUCCCUGCUAAGAAUACUCGAAGACCUUGGUGAGAAAUGUUUGCAGACAUAUGAAGUAGAACGCUGUGAAAACUCGCACAUUCUUUGUCUUCGUAUGAUGGGCAGUUUUAUUGGAUUGUGGACCGGUCCAGAAAACGAUCAUCUCCAUGAUUCAGCUACCGACAUCUAUGCAUGGUUUACUGAAGUGUUGUUGGCAAAGAAAAUGGCAUCCACCCCAGUCCUCAUUGAGUUCACCCAGCUCCUAGGUGAUUUACUCAUACACAAUAUCGCCUAUUCAAGCAGCCAAUCCAGUCCGUCGCCUAGAACGAGUUUGUUCACCAUUCUCCGAGAAGGAGAUGCCUUGGUGAAGUUCAGUGCUGGGGAAUUGAUACCUCAGCUAUUUGGCCAGUACUCUCUCACAGAGCAUGAUGCUAUCUUUGACGAUGUGCUGGAUAGCCUUCCCCGAGAUUCUGACUGGGAUGAAGGGAUCGCUCUGCGCCUGAUUGUAUUAGCUCGUCUUGCCUCCAGAUGGCAUACAUUGCUCCGGAGAAGUAUUUACCAUAUGUUUGAAACUCCUGCCAAGGUCCCAAACUCCCUUCGGUACGCUGAAAAAUGUCUACGUGACGUUGCGAAAACACUCGGACUUGUAGACGCAAGACAGCUGUUUCGGCUCUUUUCGUCCCAGAUUAUCUACACUUGGACUGAGGAACAAACAGUCAAAUCCAUGCCUUUUAGUGUCUUCGGCUACGGAACACUGAAGGAGAUGCUGACGGAUGUUCAGGACGAGAUAAUUGGACAGGUGAUGAUGCGUGGGAUUGAGACCGAAGGAGCUGAGUUUUCAGCCUGUACUGGUGUUCCAUUUGAUCACCUUGUAGUGCAGUCCUUCUGCAAGGCGGAGGCAUACAGCAUAGCACGAGAUAUCAGCACUCCUGGAAAGGGAAGUCAGACCAAAGGAGUGGAAAACAAAGUGAAGCUGAUGCUAGGGACUGACAAAUUUGUGUCCUUGAUUGAAGCUCAAUUCCCGCAAAUGAUAGCGACCUUCUUUGGGACCUUGGACCAAUACGAACAGAUCGAGAGGGCGAUUCUAAAGCGCGAGAACUUCCACGAGGCUCUCAAUGUUCUAAGACGUAUAGUGCAAAAGAGUUCCUCCGAUAUUCUGUUGCCUGCAAACCAACAACCAUCAUUCCGGGCGCGCUACCUCCUUGAUGAACUUGAAUUUCUCUGCAAGCGGAGUGGAUACGAUCUCGAGACUAUAUGGACACCCACCUUGGCAACAUAUGUCUGCCGAACACUCUUGGAAUCGAUUCACCCUGCCCUCGGCUCUUUACAUACAUGCUCCGUUAUUCGAAAGAUUCGGAUACUUGUGAGCAUUGCCGGGCCCGUCAUGUUGAGCGACUACCCGUUAGAAAUGGUGUUACACGCCCUUCGACCGUAUCUGGCUGACAUAUUUUGCGCGGAAGACACCUUGGGUAUCUUCUGGUACCUCUUGGAAGAAGGAAAGGUCUACCUAUCUGAACACCCCGGUCUCAUGGCUGGGGUUGCGGUCACUACACUGCUGUCCUUGAGAAAGUUUCUGGCUUCUCCUCCCCCGGAAAUAGCCCAGGAAAGUCUAGUGGAAACAGUAAUGGCGAAGACAACCCGGUUUCUCGAAUGGUUCGAAGAUUAUCUGGAUUCCUACGAGUCUUCUGCGCUGAAACCUGAGAAGCAUGAGCUCUUCCGACGCCUGGUCGGCUCUUCCCAGCGCGUCCCCAUUGCAGAAGAAGGCUCAAGAGGCAGUAGAGAGGAGUAUGAAUUGCUUCUACAAGUCCUCGGUGACCAAAGCUCUAGGAAGAGCCUCUUAAGCAAACCGAUCGCCGACCACGUUAUAUCGUUGCUAUGCACUGAGAGCAAACUUUCCCCUGAAUCUUACCACCAUGGUUUCGAAGAUUAUGAGAACGUCAUGUCCAGCGCCGUUGCUAUCUGCCAAACUCUGCAGAGAUUUGACUCAGGAACUGAAUACAAACUAUGGGCAGCUAGAGUUAUCGGCAGAGCAUUUUCAGCUACUGGCAAGAUUGGCGACGUCCUCUUAAGGGAACAGGAUCCGAAACUGUUUGCAGUCCCGUCGCAUCCGUCAGAUCUGAGUUCAUUUCACCGUUCCAAGGCUAGCAUUCUUAUGAUGCUUUGCAAUAUGCUACAGAAUAGCAAUCACCUGGAAGUCGGACUGGUUGAACGUACCAUGCAACUCAUUAUCAGCAACCUUGCCAGUUAUCCCGAACUCGAACCCUGUGGAGAAACUGUACCCCCUUCCCUUUUGAAGGCCUUUACGUGGAGCCCUUAUCAGUGUCCCGCUAUGCCCAUGCCAGCUUCAACGACUGAAGCCGGGGUCACGAUAAUCUGGGACUCCAGUGUUCCAGCCGGACAUUUUGCUCGAAAUGUCGGGCUGUUCCUAUCAAGCGCAGCUCCUAAAGACCCGGUAAUUGGUCCACUACGCAACAUCCUCAACGUGAUCCCUGACCUAGCAGUCCAAAUACUGCCAUACAUCCUUCAUGAUGUCUUGCUGGCGGAAUUCGAAGAGGAUGUGGAUGUUCGUCAGACGGUUUCGGAGGCCUUUGGGCAAGUGCUACGAGAAGUCGAUGACCGUACCAUUCCUCAUGCACGGCUCGUCAUUAACUGCCUCCUCUAUCUAAGGAAUCAGCCCAGACCAGAUGAAUCAACAAUUGUGGAAAGAGAUGAGUGGCUCGAUGUUGACUUUGCCGAAGCAUCUUCAGCUGCCAAUAAGUGCCGCUUGCCGAAGACAGGGCUUCUUUUCCUCGAGAUUUCUGCAUCGCGGGCGGUCUCUACCUCACGUCGCUCAUCCCUUGUUAGAUACGAAGUGGCGCCGGAGAUACUGCAUGGCAUAUUCCGAAACAUAGAUGAUCCGGAUUUCUUCUAUGGCAUCCAACAAGAUUCGUCAUUGGAGGCUGUCAUGGACAGGCUUGAACACGAGAGCUCAGGGUUCAAGAAUCUUUUGUUUCAAAGCGCUCGGUAUGAUAGUGAGAUACAGAUGGGGGGAGAUACCAAUGUCCACGGCGUCCUUAAUGCCCUCAACUCGACCAAUCUUCAAGGCAUCGCCAAUUCAAUCUUCGCGAUCUCUGGCAACUCUAAAGAUACCUCGGGAUCAUUUGAUAGUAUGUUGCAAACCGCAAGAAGUUUGCGACAAUGGGAUAUUCCUGUCUCCCCACUGAGCCCUUCGCCAUCUGCGACCGUCUUUCGGGCUUUCCAAAGCCUCAACAUAUCCGGAACACUGACAGACGUCUACGCGUCUAUCGAUGAGUGCCUUCUAUCUAGCCUGGACCUACUGACUAGUACGAGCCGCUCAGCACUGUCUUUACGCAAUGCCAUGCGGACUUUGGGGGUCAUGACUGAGGUUUGCGAUGUCUUGGGCUCUAAAUCAACGGAGGACCUCAAUAAUGAGUGGCAAAGGAUGGCGGGCAGAGACAGUUGGCUCAAGACCACAAGUGCAACUGACCUUGGAGAGAUAUUGACUUGCCAUGAGGCCUUGUUCUCAUCAAUCAAGAGUAAAGACUUCCUAAAGACUGCCAUCAACUUGAGUGAUCGUGACGCGCAAUUGCUGGAAGUGAAAGUUAUCCGGCAAUCCCUUGAGAUCGCGCGUAGUCAUGGCAUCUCGCAAGCCUCGUUGAAGUCGGCUGUUUGUCUCUCAAAGCUCGCGCAGAACUGCAAUUCCCUAGGCAUAAAUAUUGAAGGUGCGGCCAAGUUCGAUCUGGCCAAUGUUCUAUGGGACCAAGGAGAGAUGACAGCAUCGAUCCAAAUGCUACAGCAGCUCAGGGACCGCAAUGACUUGCAUAAGCAGGCUAUCCCGAUAAGCCGUGCGGAACUUCUUGUGACUCUGGGCCAUCACAUCGCGGAAGCGCGUUUGGAAAAGCCUGAUACGAUUAUCCAGGAGUAUUUGUCCGCGGCCGUCAAAGAGCUCAGAAGCCGCUCGCGAGGGGAAGAUGUUGGCCGGGUCUACCAUGGGUUUGCCAUGUUCUGUGACAGGCAGCUGCAGAAUCCAGACGGGCUGGAAGACUUUCGGCGGAUUGAACAACUUCGUGACCGCAAGGAAAAGGAAGUACGUGCACUGGAUGACAUGAUGAAAACAGCCCAAGGCAAGGAAAAGGAGGCUCUCAAGUACCAUCGAGCAAAAACCAAACAGUGGUUCGAUCUUGACGAUCGUGAAUACCAGCGCCUGCGACGCAGCCGUGAAGCCUUCCUUCAACAAUGCUUGGAAAACUACCUCAUGUGCUUGAAAGAGAGCGAAAGCCAUAACAACGAUGCCCUACGUUUUUGCGCGUUAUGGCUUGACAAAUCCGACAGUGUCAUCGCGAACAUGGCGGUCUCCAAAUAUCUCCACGAAGUGCCAAGUCGCAAGUUCGCACCCUUGAUGAACCAACUAACCUCUCGCUUGUUAGAUGUUUCUGAUGAGUUCCAGAAGAUGCUCUUCGCGUUGAUCUUUCGUAUAUGUGUGGAGCAUCCGUUCCAUGGCAUGUACCAAAUCUUUGCGAGCAGCAAAUACAAGGGAAGUAGAGACCAGCCCGCCCUGUCUCGGAACCGAGCAGCUGGAAAUUUGGUGGAGGGGUUGAGGAAUGACAAACGCAUGGGCCCAACUUGGAUCGCUGUUCACAAUACCAACAUCAACUACGUGCGGUUCGCUAUCGAAAAGCCGGACGAAAAGUAUAAGAGUGGCGCGAAAGUUCCUUUGAAAAAGCUAUCAACCGGGGAACGACUUGAACAAGACGCUGUCACCCAGCGGCUCCCGCCGCCUACCAUGAAGAUCGAUAUUCGCGUUGACUGUGACUACAGCGAUGUCCCCAAACUUGUCAAGUAUAAUCCUGAGUUCACCAUCGCGUCUGGGGUCAGCGCGCCGAAGAUCGUGACGGCCGUUGCCAGCAACGGAGCACGCUACAAGCAGUUGUUCAAAGGAGGAAACGAUGAUUUGCGGCAGGACGCCAUCAUGGAACAAGUCUUCGAGCAAGUCAGCAGCCUCCUCAAAGAUCAUCAGGUCACCCGUCAACGGGAUUUGGGCAUUCGUACCUACAAAGUGCUGCCCCUCACAUCGAAUGCAGGCAUCAUCGAGUUUGUGCCUCAUACGAUCCCCUUGCACGAUUUCUUGCUGCCGGCACAUCAAAGAUACUUUCCAAAGGACAUGAAACCGAACGCGUGCCGGAAGCAUAUUGCGGAUGUUCAAACACGGUCAUUUGAGCAGAGAGUCCGAACCUACCGGCAGGUGACCGAGCACUUCCAUCCGGUUAUGAGGUUCUUCUUCAUGGAGAAAUUCAACAACCCCGAUGACUGGUUCAGCAAGAGGCUGGCAUACACGCGAAGCACCGCCGCGAUCUCGAUCCUGGGCCAUGUUCUCGGACUCGGAGAUCGGCACGGCCACAAUAUCCUGUUGGACGAACGCACCGGUGAAGUGGUCCACAUUGAUCUGGGGGUGGCAUUUGAACAAGGGCGAGUGCUGCCCGUGCCGGAGGUCGUUCCUUUCCGGUUAACCCGCGAUUUGGUGGAUGGCAUGGGGAUCAGCAAGACCGAAGGGGUUUUCCGACGUUGCUGCGAGUUUACGCUGGAGGCCAUGCGCGAGGAGUCCUAUAGCAUCAUGACCAUUCUCGAUGUGCUACGGUAUGAUCCGCUGUAUAGCUGGACGCUUUCGCCUCUCCGGAUGAAGCGAAUGCAGGAUGCGCAAGAGGCCGACGGGGGUCCCCCAGUGAUCCCUGGGACCACAGACCAGCGGUCGGCCAGCGAGCCUAGUGAGGCUGAUCGCGCACUGACGGUGGUGGCGAAGAAGUUGAGCAAGACGUUGAGUGUAACGGCGACUGUCAACGAAUUGAUCCAACAGGCCACCGAUGAGAAGAAUUUGGCGGUGCUGUAUUGCGGUAAGUCUGCCCAGGCAAUGGUCUCCAACUGGAGGAUGAGGCUGACACGUUUUCUUACAGGCUGGGCUGCAUAUGCAUGA
Molecule: messenger RNA, 8757 nt
Organism: Aspergillus sclerotioniger CBS 115572
Lineage: Eukaryota; Fungi; Ascomycota; Eurotiomycetes; Eurotiales; Aspergillaceae
Gene: atmA
Product: DNA-binding protein kinase TEL1
Exons: 8
Coding region: 1-8757 (2918 amino acids)
Biological process (GO): DNA repair
Molecular function (GO): protein serine/threonine kinase activity; protein binding
Source: RefSeq, a predicted model, not a curated record